Sipha flava (yellow sugarcane aphid) is the source of this 4916-nucleotide messenger RNA. RefSeq names its product homeobox protein homothorax (gene hth). The record is from RefSeq and is a predicted model, not a curated record. The transcript has 13 exons. Gene Ontology annotation, molecular function: RNA polymerase II cis-regulatory region sequence-specific DNA binding; DNA-binding transcription activator activity, RNA polymerase II-specific. Lineage: Eukaryota; Metazoa; Arthropoda; Insecta; Hemiptera; Aphididae. Bases 1580 to 3328 code for a protein of 582 amino acids. Gene Ontology annotation, biological process: positive regulation of transcription by RNA polymerase II; positive regulation of cell population proliferation; embryonic pattern specification.
ACCGCGUACCGUUCGCGCGCGCACUCUGUACGUCCGCCGAAGCCGCGUACACACACACACACACAAACACGCGGGCGCGCGCGCGCGCGCACACACACACGCAUACACGUACGUACGCACACGCAGGCCCGCCGCCGUCGCCGCCGAAGCCACUACGCGACACAGCCGGUCCGUCGUCCAGUUUAGUAUUCGACUCGUCGUGUGUAGCGCGCGCUCGUCCGUUGCGAUCAGCUGCCCGUGUACAUUGAAAUACAAUAAUAAUAACAAUAUAUAUAUAUAUAUGUAUAUAUAAAUUUAUACAUAUAUAUAUAUAUAUAUUUUGAGAAGAACGGACCGAAAGUGAUAAUACGAUCGGAGAGAAGAAGAUAAAAAAAAAAAAAAAUAAUAAAAAACCGCGUGCGCUUGAGUGUGCGGUGUGUUGUGUUUUCGGCGGUACACGUCGUGCGGACCGUUUUUUUUUUUUUAAAAAAAAUUUUUUCAAAUUUUUCAAGUUUCCCGUCAAGCCGAAUAAUAAUAACGUCGCGCAGUUCCACUCCGGUGCUGCGGCGGUCCGUUUUCAAGUGGUACGCUCAUCACACCCGCGCGCCAGUGCGUGUACGCGAUUCGCGCGCGCGCGCGUCGUCCGACCGACCGAGUUCUCGGGACGAUAAAUAGCCGAUCGUCGCCGAGUCCCGAGACCGCGAUUACCGUCCGGUGGUAUCACCGCUACUAUCGCCACCACCGCCAUCACCACUGCUGCUGCUGAGACGACAACAACGACGGGACUGCCGAGGCAUCGCGUACGACGGCCGACGCAUCGCUGCACGUAUUGCGCGCCGAAAUGCGACGUCCCGAUCAGCUGGUGUGCAGCAUAAGCAGCAGCACGAACAGCGCGAGCAGCACAAGCACGAGCAACAGCAGCAGCAGCAGCAGCAGCAGCAGCAGCAGCAACAACAGUAGUGGCCUACGUUGUUAUCGUUUCGUCGUCGUCGUCGCCGUCGCCGCCGCCGCCGCCGCCGCCGUUGUUGUUAAUGCACCGCUUUGCGAAAGAUAAUAACCGCCGUCGCCGAUUGUCAAUCAUUACCGUUCACUACAAUCACGUAGACACGAGUUGCCGUCGCUCGUUUUAAAUUAAAAAAAAAAAAAAUUUUGUUUUGUUAAAUUUUUUUGAAAUCUUUGAAAUCUCAAGCAGCAGCCACGACCUGCACGUUUAUGUAUCAUUUCACUUAACGUAAACAACAUUUUACAAUGAUUUUUGAAUUACUGACGUUCACGCCGUUUUACUGUUGAUGUUGCAACUUAAUUUUCAAACAAUUAUUUUUCAAUUUUUCCUAUCAAACAAAGAAUAAUAUCACUAAAGUGUAUUGCACGUAUACACAUGCGUGUGGGCGCGUGUGUGUGAAUACCUAAAUCACUGGACGUCAAACAACACAGUCUCGUGUUAAGCCCGUUGCAGUGAUCUUGUACACACAACAAUAGUUUUUAAACGGUCUGCUGUUGGUUUACAAAAGCAGCCACAACGGCGAUAAACAAUUACAUUAGUAAUAGCAGCAGCAGCAGCAGCAGCAGCAGCAGCAACAGCAGCGGCUCGUCUGAAAACAUGGCUCAACCCAGGGUGAGUGUUUAUUACGACGAACCGGGAAUACACCAGCAACAACAACAGCAACAGUACAUGGACGCAGUGGUCGGAGCGGCCGCAGCGGCUGCGGCUGGUAACGGCGUAGUGCCGCCCGGCGUAGUGCCCGGCGGUGGAGUGCCCGGUGGCCUGGGCCUCGCCGGCACCGGCGGUAUGUACGACCAACACCAACAGCAACAGCAUCUCGCCCAUAGGGGCCUCCAAAACAUGGCCGCCGCGGCGGCAGCAGCGGCCGCGGCCGCAGCUGCACAGCACCACCACCAUCAUCAGCAAGCGGCGCACCUCCAGCAGCAGCAACAGCAACAGCAACACCCCGUGUCGUCCAUGUUCCAUUCGGCGGCCGCGGCCGCAGUGGCUGCCACACCGCCGAACCAUGUGUCGCCGGCCGCCGGUGGUGGUACGCCCGCCAACAAUCACACGUCCGGCGGCGCAUCGGUUGUGGUGCCCGAAGCUCAGAAACGCGACAAGGAUUCUAUUUACGGGCACCCGCUGUUCCCGCUUCUGGCAUUAAUAUUUGAAAAAUGCGAACUAGCCACGUGCACGCCCCGGGAUCCAGGCGUAGCGGGCGGUGACGUGUGCUCGUCCGAGUCCUUCAACGAAGACAUCGCCGUAUUCUCCAAACAGAUACGUCAAGAGAAACCGUUUUACAUGGCCGAUGCUGAAGUAGAUUCGUUGAUGGUGCAAGCAAUUCAGGUGUUAAGGUUUCAUCUAUUGGAGUUAGAAAAAGUCCACGAACUGUGCGACAACUUUUGCCAUCGUUACAUAAGCUGUCUGAAAGGAAAAAUGCCAAUUGAUCUCGUGAUCGACGAACGGGAUUCGUCGUCGUCCGCGUCCGUAGCAGCUGUUGGCGGUGGCGGUGGAAAGUCCAUGUCCGAGCUUGGAGGCCUGGGCGGUCUAGGAGGCGCUACGAAUGGCAACAACGAUGGCCGUAGUAACGCGGAUUCGACAUCGCACACAGACGGGGCGAGUACGCCAGACGUCAGACCACCUUCAUCUUCAUUAUCGUAUGGUGGACAUGGGAAUGAUGACCGAUCUCCCGGUUCCGGAGGUACACCUGGACCGAUGUCACAGCAACCGGGCUCGCAACAAAGUCUCGACCACGGCGAUCCUGAAUUGGGUAAAUGGUGUCAAAGGCGAGAUUGGCCUCCACCAUUAGACGCCCGGGCGGCAUCGGCCGCGGAAGCGGCGAAACGCGGUCUUCUGUAUCAAUCUGUGUUCCUCGGCGGUAGCCCAAAUGAUUACAACUCGUGUGAUGCGAGUAACGCCAGCGUUGGCAGUGGAGAUGGCACGGGAGAAGAUGACGAUGAUCCAAGCGGCGGAAAGAAGAAUCAAAAGAAAAGAGGUAUUUUCCCAAAAGUGGCCACCAAUAUACUGCGCGCGUGGUUAUUUCAACAUCUAACGCAUCCUUACCCAUCGGAAGAUCAGAAAAAACAACUUGCUCAAGAUACUGGUCUGACUAUACUUCAAGUCAACAAUUGGUUCAUCAACGCUCGGCGAAGAAUAGUUCAACCGAUGAUCGAUCAGUCGAACCGUGCCGUAUUCUCACCGCACGCCGGCCCCAGUGGAGCGUACAGCCCCGAGGCGGCUGGCCUAGGAUACAUGAUGGACGGACAGUCUCAGAUGCUCGCAGCGGCUGGUCACAGACCACCGGGUGACCCGGCCUAUCACAACGAAUAUCAUCAUUACCCGGCCCAAUACUACGGUCAUUUGUAGUAUCGUAAAUUACGAUCUGAAUUUUAGAACUCGUGUUUCAUUACAAUGAUUGAUAACAAUCCGGUUGACUGAUGUAUAUUUUUUUUCACUGGUCGCUAUUAUUACUUUUUUUUUUUUUUAUAUGUACUGUGUGAAUAACUGUAAACAUGAACUACACGGAUUGUUUCCCCAUUCCCGUUUCAAUAACGAUUGGAUUGCGGCGGUGUCUUCAUUUGAACACGAAAAGAAAAAAAAAAAAAAAAAACGAAAUCGUCCGAUUUAAACGACGAUUAGAACAUGUCAACAAAACGAACACUACUCCAUGUACUGUUGCGUCGAAUCAUUAUGCAUACAAUGUACGUUACGGGCGUAAUGCAACGUUGUAACGCGAUUAUAUAUUAUCUGUAAUUAAGACUAUUUAUUUUUUCUCUUUUAAUAUUAUUAUUAUUUUUAAAUUUUUUUUUUCUAGCCGACUUUAAACCGAUAGUCGUACGUGGUAAGGUAUAUUACGUGAGCGCGUAUCGUCUACGCACCAACACCGUGGUACGAUAACAGUAGGUAAUCGUCGUGUGCGCGGACGUCGUUCGUUGUAUCGCAACAAUGACGUUCGAUACGUUUUCAUGAUGUACUGCGUGGCCUCGUGCCCGCGAGAACAGUACUGUUCUCGUCGUUACCGCGUUCGAACAGGACGCGGUGGUCGUUACGUCGCGCGCGUUUCGAGUGGACUUCCCCGUGUUGUUUCGGGUUCCGAGCCGGACGAUGAACGUUUCCGAUCGCGGCACGCAGAUGCGAUGUCGACGUCGAACGUGUUCGCGCGGCAGUACACGGGUUGCCGGUUUUUUUUUCUCGUUUUUCCGCACGGCUCGCACCGGUUUUCUGGUAACGGCGUCCGGGAUCCCGUGUCGCCGUCCCGUUGUUCCGACAGUGCGCCCCGUUGUUCGAUUGCACCGCGCGCACGAAAAGCGCAACGCGCGUACGUACCGAAAACUUCUAUUUCCGUGCAAUCGAGUUUCGUCCGCGUUCAACGCGCACACGUCGUACGUAUCUUAUGCGGGGGAUCACGCGCGCGCGCGCCCGCGCUCAUACACUCGCCGUCGAGUGAACAGUGCUUUCUCGGACUCUUAUAACGAUAUGGUAUAUAUUAAUUACACAUAUACGUAUAUUGUAUUAUGAUAUGUAUUAUGAUAUGUAUUAUGAUUAUGAUUGUACUUUAAAUACUAGUCAUGUUUUGUGUAUCUCACUGUACCGUAAACAUUAAAACGAUAGUUACGAUUGUUGCACGCGAUGGCUUCGAUAGCGUCGCGACGAUACGAUAAUGUCGUACAUCAAGUAUAUUAGACCCGAGAAAAGAAUGGUGUGCGUAUGAAAUAAUGUGUUGCGUAUGAUUUCACGGUUUCAAUACUAUUUUUAACGUCUGAAAAGGUUGGAAAUCCACUUCAUUUGUUAUUGUUUUUACACAUUAUUUUUUUAGUUACCAAAAAAUUUUAACGAUAUAUUAUAUUAUGUUUCUGAACAUCGUGUCUCGCAAACAACUAUUUUUAAUUAAAAGUUCCAACGCAUAAAAGUUGACGGAUUCGAUUUUGAUUUUUCAAAAAAAAAAAAAAAAAAA